Messenger RNA from Closterium sp. Naga37s-1, 1158 nucleotides. The record is from the annotation of a GenBank genome assembly. NCBI's taxonomy places the organism in Eukaryota, Viridiplantae, Streptophyta, Zygnematophyceae, Desmidiales, Closteriaceae.
AUGUGGUCCAAACUUGUCGAGAAGUCUGCCAGCUGUCAUGAACUCAUAGACCACGACCUGCUCCCACCGCCCCUGCCUGUCGCGCUCAUCGCAGUACCCCAGCAGGCGCACCAGGUUGGGGUGGUUCUUGUUGCCCAUCUCCGCCACCUGGGGGCACGCAAGGCAGGGGGAGGGGAGCGGACUUGCACCUCCCCCCUCUCCUCCCCAUCACCCCUCCUCUCUCUGCUCUCCAACACCACACUCUUCCGUCCCCUUCCCCCGCACUACCCCCAUCACCUCCCCCGCACUACCCCCAUCACCUCCCCCGCACUACCCCCAUCACCUCCCCCGCACUCCCCCCAUCACCUCCCCCGCACUACCCCCCUCACCUCCCCCUCGCUUCCCCCCUCACCUCCCCCGCACUCACCCCCUCACCUCCCCGGCACUCCCCCCCUCACCUCCCCCGCACUCCCCCCCUCACCUCCCCCGCACUCCCCCCCUCACCUCCCCCGCACUCCCCCCCUCACCUCCCCCUCGCUUCCCCCCUCACCUCCCCCGCGCUUCCCCCCUCACCUCCCCCUCGCUUCCCCCCUCACCUCCCCCGCACUCACCCCCUCACCUCCCCGGCACUCCCCCCCUCACCUCCCCCGCACUCCCCCCCUCACCUCCCCCGCACUCCCCCCCUCACCUCCCCCGCACUCCCCCCCUCACCUCCCCCUCGCUUCCCCCCUCACCUCCCCCGCGCUUCCCCCCUCACCUCCCCCUCGCUUCCCCCCUCACCUCCCCCGCACUCCCCCCCUCACCUCCCCGGCACUCCCCCCCUCACCUCCCCCGCACUCCCCCCCUCACCUCCCCCGCACUCCCCCCCUCACCUCCCCCGCACUCCCCCCCUCACCUCCCCCUCGCUUCCCCCCUCACCUCCCCCGCGCUUCCCCCCUCACCUCCCCCUCGCUUCCCCCCUCACCUCCCCCGCACUCACCCCCUCACCUCCCCGGCACUCCCCCCCUCACCUCCCCCACACUCCCCCCCUCACCUCCCCCGCACUCCCCCAUCACCUCCCCCGCGCUUCCCCCCCCCACCUCCGCGUGGAACUCUUGGAAUUCGCGCGCGCGGCAGCGCUUGAGGAGCCACGGGGUGGCGCCGUCGCGCGGGUCCACGCCCUUGAACAGCACGCGGUAG